CAAAAACCCGGACCCACACGGCCGCCUCCUGCAUGUCCACCCUCCAAAUCGAAAACAGAUCGAAAUCCUAGGGUAGGGUUACCCUCCACCCCAAUCCCCAUCGUCCGUUCCGAUCCGAUCCCUCACCGUCCAUCAAUGUCCCACUCCCACCAUGACGGAAGCAAGCCCUACCAGCCGCGCCGGGGGCCCGAGCGCCCCCCGCAGCCGGCGGACGGGAUAGCCGUCCCGCCUCCUGCCGCCGUUGCCCCGUCGGUGGAGCACCUCGUGGCGGCCGCCGCCGAGGCGGAGGCGUUGAGUCGCUUGGGCGCGGAACAACAGCAGCUGCUGCAGGGGCACGAGCAGGAGGUUGGGGAGGAAGAAGGGGAGGACGAGGAGGAAGACGAGAUGGAGGACGACGACGACGACGACGAUGAGCAGGAAGGGCAGCACGGCGGCAUCGGUGUGGAGCACGUUCCCAUGGACGCAGAUGCUGCUGCUGCCGCCGCCGUGGCGGCCGCUGGCGCGCAGAUGGACCCGCACUCGGUGUUGGUGCCUGGGACCGUGCCACCCAUGGCGACCAACCAGCUCACCCUCUCGUUCCAGGGCGAGGUCUAUGUAUUCGACUCUGUCUCCCCUGAUAAGGUCCAAGCCGUGCUUCUGCUGCUUGGAGGCAGGGAGCUGAGUAGCCUGAGCGGAGCGUCGUCCUCUGCACCUUAUAGUAAGAGGUUGAACUUUCCACAUCGGGUGGCAUCACUGAUGAGAUUUAGGGAAAAGCGGAAGGAGCGGAACUUUGAUAAGAAGAUCCGGUACAAUGUCCGGAAGGAAGUUGCACUUAGGAUGCAGCGUAAUAGAGGUCAGUUUACAUCUUCAAAACCAAAGCCUGAUGAAAUAGCAGCAUCAGAAAUGGCAGCUGCAGAUGGCUCUCUGAAUUGGGCACUAGUUGAAGGCCGACCUCCAUCUGCUGCUGAAUGUCAUCACUGUGGUAUUAAUGCAACAGCUACACCAAUGAUGCGUCGGGGACCUGAUGGACCAAGAACACUAUGCAACGCUUGUGGCCUCAUGUGGGCAAAUAAGGGUCUCCUGAGGGACCUAUCCAAAUCUCCUGUACCUCUUCACUCUAUACAACAAUCAGCUCCAAUUCUAAAUGGUGGUGUAAGUUUUUCUUUUCUCUGCUCUUUGCAUAUGUUUUCUACCUAAGCUUGGUGGGGAUCUUGUUUGGUUGAGAUGUGUCAUAAAUUCAGAACGGAAGUGCCAUGUCUGCGCUUGGCUCUGAGCUAGAGAAUGCUGCAGCAGCCAUGGGCAAUGGCCACGAGCCAUAAGGUAGUGGUGUUUAGCCAUGUGCUAAAGCCACGAGCAUCAUCGCGCAAUGAUCUCUGCAGUAGGCGGUCAGUUGGAGCCUGCUUAGAUAUAUGGAAUCCUGCGCCUGUAGGUUUUAAGAGCUGCGACAGUGUUUUGUCCCGUGUAGUCAUGUUUGCAGCCGUCGCAGCUAUAGCAAGUUUGUUUCUUGUCUUGAGUCGUGACUGUUAAGAACUGAUGAAGUUCAUUACUUACGUGCGUGUAGUUAUACUUAGAUAUGAGAUGUUCUAGCCAUGCAGCAACGUUUUCUAUCAAUGUCAGUAAUUAGGGAGCGAGCGUUUGUCUCA
Zea mays is the source of this 1622-nucleotide messenger RNA. Its product is annotated as GATA transcription factor 25. Gene Ontology annotation, molecular function: sequence-specific DNA binding; protein binding; zinc ion binding. Gene Ontology annotation, biological process: regulation of DNA-templated transcription. The record is from RefSeq and is a predicted model, not a curated record. The transcript is spliced from 7 exons. Lineage: Eukaryota; Viridiplantae; Streptophyta; Magnoliopsida; Poales; Poaceae. Bases 136 to 1176 code for a protein of 346 amino acids.